Messenger RNA from Annulohypoxylon truncatum, 1500 nucleotides. RefSeq names its product ClpP/crotonase. Gene Ontology annotation, molecular function: enoyl-CoA hydratase activity. Gene Ontology annotation, cellular component: mitochondrion. The coding region runs from base 159 to 1160 and encodes 333 amino acids. NCBI's taxonomy places the organism in Eukaryota, Fungi, Ascomycota, Sordariomycetes, Xylariales, Hypoxylaceae. The transcript is spliced from 2 exons. Gene Ontology annotation, biological process: fatty acid beta-oxidation. The record is from RefSeq and is a predicted model, not a curated record.
AUACAAGUCUUCAAUUAUACCAACUCAAUUUUCAUUCAGCGGUCCUGUCGACACAUUUAUAUGGUUGAAUCUAUCUCAUUAUAUAUUGGAAACAAUUCAAGUCAGCACAUCAUAUCCAGGUACCUUGCGGGUACAAACCGAGCUUCCGCGUCAGCACAAUGCCACCACGAUUGAGCAGUCGCUUAGUCUCUCCAACCAUUCGCUUUUUCCGUCUGUAUUCUAGCGACGCCGGUCCAUUAAUCAGAAUUACGAACCUUCCAACUUCUAACACCGGCCAUAUUCGCAUCCUCGAGCUCAAUCGGCCAUCAGCACGCAACGCCAUAUCGAAAGCUCUCCUAGCCUCCUUACGAGCCGAAGUCGAAGAUAUCCAAUCGCAGUACACACUAGAAGGCAAUGAGAUACCGCCUGUACCACGAUUCGGAGGAGCCGCGGGCAUAGAUGAGAAAGGACCAACUCGGGCCUUGAUAUUAGCCAGCGCCGUCGACGCGAGCUUCUGCGCUGGCGCAGACCUGAAAGAAAGGCGCGGCUUUACAGAACAAGAGACGCAACAAUUCCUCUCCAACCUCCGCGGCACGUUUACAUCCCUCUCCGCCCUCCCUAUCCCCACCAUUUCCGCCAUAUCAUCUCUCGCCCUGGGCGGGGGCCUCGAGCUCGCGCUAUGCACGCACUUCCGCGUCCUGGCCUCCACCGCCAUUGUCGGGCUGCCCGAAACCCGGCUCGGCAUCAUCCCCGGCGCCGGCGGCACCUACCGGCUCCCCGCGCUCAUCGGCCUGCCUCGCGCGCGCGACCUCAUCCUCACCGGACGCCGCGUCUCCGCCCCGGAGGCGUAUUUCCUGGGGCUCGCCGACCGGUUGGUGGAGGUGCUGCCCGAGGACGAGCGGGACGGCGUCGCGCAGGAGAACGGUGCGAGGGGAGGGGGGAGGGGAGAGGAGGGGCUGCCGGCGCGCGCGAGGAACGCGGCGCUGAUGGAGGCCGUGAGGCUGGCGAGCGAGAUUUGCGAGGGCGGACCCGUGGCCGUAAGGGCUGCGCUGGAGGCGGUUAGCUGGGCGAGGGAGGAGGUGGAGAAUGCGGCGUACGAGAAGGUGGUUAAGACCGAGGAUAGGGAUGAGGCGCUCGAGGCGUUUAAGGAGAAGAGGAAGCCGAUUUUUAAGGGGCGGUGAGUGAAUCAAUGGUGUUGAGACCUUUGGGACGUUUGUCAUAUGAUAAUGUUGUCAGAGCUGGAUUUGGACGCAUAGGCCAUAUUUGCUAGGUUUUGAUGUCAUCUGUGCCAAUUGGCAUAUGACGUAUAUACCGCUUUCUAGCUCAUGGUGCGAUGUCUAGGCCUUUGGUGCAUGAGAUAUUUCGACACUAAGGCCUGGUAAAACAUUAUGAGGGAUGUCUGAGUUAUCUCAAAUUACUACGACGAUGCUGGUGAAUAAAGCUCAAUGCACAAUCAUUGGUAUUGAAGCUGCUUUUUAUGCGUUUGUGCGGAUCGUCACUUCACCGCUGCCUGCUUCAGCC